Molecule: messenger RNA, 1779 nt
Organism: Chenopodium quinoa (quinoa)
Lineage: Eukaryota; Viridiplantae; Streptophyta; Magnoliopsida; Caryophyllales; Amaranthaceae
Product: cytochrome P450 71D8-like
Exons: 4
Coding region: 1-1536 (511 amino acids)
Molecular function (GO): monooxygenase activity; heme binding; oxidoreductase activity, acting on paired donors, with incorporation or reduction of molecular oxygen
Source: RefSeq, a predicted model, not a curated record
AUGGAGUAUACUUGGCUACUGUCAUCAUCAACAUUGUUGAUUAUUAGUUUUGUAACUACAAUAUUUUUAUUUUUUAAGCAACAAAGUCAAAAACGAACAAGAAAUUUACCUCCAGGUCCUCCAAAGCUACCUUUGAUAGGAAACCUCCACCAACUUGCUUCCAAAACAACCCUCCCACACCACCGUCUAGCGGAGCUGCCGAAACGCUAUGGCCCUAUCAUGCAUCUGCAGCUAGGGGAGAUUCCAAUAGUGGUGAUACCUUCACCCGAGAUGGCGAAAGAGGUCAUGAGAACUCACGAUUUAGUCCUUUGUAGUCGGCCAAAGAUGAUGAUGCCGGAAGUUGUGUUCUAUAAUUGUAGCGACAUUGCGUUAACACCCUACGGUGAGUACUGGCGGCAAGUACGUAAGAUCGCAACACUUGAGCUCUUUGCGACUCACCGUGUUCAGGCGUUUCGACCUGUCAAAGAAGAGGAGGUAAUGGAUGCCAUCAAGUCUCUAGUUACGCAGGCAAAGGCAGGGUCUGUGGUCAAUCUUAGCGACAUCAUAUUCGCUCUCAACUUUAACAUCAUUUUAAGGAUAACUAUGAACAAGAAAGGCAAAGAUGGAAAAGAAUUCAGGCAAUUAAUAGCAGAUGUAGCUGAAAUCAUCUCCGAAUUUUCAAUUAGUGACUUGUAUCCGUCAUUGAUGUUCAUAAGUACAAUUACUGGUAUGAAAGGGAAACUCCAAGGGAUAGUUAAGAGAUUUGAUAAGCUAAUGGAUCCUAUAAUUAAGGACCAUAUUUCUACAAACAGAUAUGGCAAAGAUCAAAAGGAAGACUUGGUGGAUAUUCUCUUAAAAUUUCAUAAGGAUGAAUUGCAUCUUGGCACUGAAUUCUCUCUCACCACUGAUAGCAUCAAGGCUAUAGUUUUUGAGUUGUUUGGUGCCGCAAGUGAAACAUCAUCAACGACAAUAGAAUGGGUAUUCUCUGAAUUGUUAAAGAACCCAAAAGCAAUGGAAAAGGCUCAAAAAGAAGUACGACAAGUAUUACAAGGAAAAGAAAUGAUGAUCAACCAGGAAAGUCUAGAAAAACUUGUGUACUUGAAAUUUGUUAUCAAAGAAACAUUACGACUUCAUCCUCCUUUCCCUUGCUUGGUUCCAAGAGAGUCCAUGGAUCGAUGUGUGAUCAAAGGUUAUGAAAUACCUCCCAAAACAGGAAUUUUUAUUAAUGCAUGGGCAAUUGGAAGAGAUUCUAAGUAUUGGAAAGAUUCAAACAAGUUUAAUCCAGAAAGAUUUGAAGAUUCAUCAAUAGAUUACAAAGGCACCUAUUUUGAACUGAUUCCAUUUGGCGCAGGAAGGAGGAUAUGUCCCGGAAUGGGACUAGGUAUUGCCAUAGUUGAGCUCGUGUUAGCCAUGUUACUAUACCAUUUCAACUGGGAGUUGCCAUAUGGGAGUAGUCCUGAAGAUUUGGACAUGGAUGAAACAUUUGGCAUAGUAGUAAGGAAGAAAGUUGAAUUGCAAGUGAUCCCCGUGCAUUAUUCUCUCUCAGGUUUUAAAUGAUGCCUUUGUAAGGUAUACAUUGCAUGAAGUCAUGAAUGUUGUAAGUCAUUUAAUUAACCUCACUAUAGAGAGUGUCUGUGAACUGAAAGUUUUGGGUCUAAGUUGUGCUCAACGGACCUAAAUAUUUUGUUGGAACUUUAAACCUCUUUGUAAACUGGUCUAUACUCUCUUACAAGAUUUUAAUGUUGUGUUGGUGGUACUGGUGUUGGAUAUUGAAAAUUAUUGAUUUAAAAAAAAAUCUUA